AUGGCAGCUCUGUCUACGUCAUAUUUCUCACUCUCUUUACGCCAUUUUUUUUUCUUAUUGCCCGUGAUUGCUAUUCUAUCUCUCAUCUCUAUUGACAUUAUGUCGAUUCCUGUCAGUUAUUCCUCUUUCGUUAUCCCAGUUCAUCGUUUAUACGAUUUAACCUUUCAUACUGUUAUUCAUUUUUUUUAUUUUUUUUUACAUUCAACUACGUAUUUACUCUUUUCUUUUUCCAUCUCAUCCAUACUUUCUCUCUCAUCCUUUAGUAUUUUCUUUUCUUGUCUUUUCUUACUUCCUCUCUUUCUCUUUUCGUUCUGUCUAGGGGCUUGGCCGACGAUUAAGUUGAAACUGCUUUCCUUCUUUCUUUCGUCUCGGUGUAGCAGCAUUCUCGUCAGAGGUGGUCUUUUCUUACUUUCUUUCUUUUCCCUUUCGUCUCUUAUCUUUUCCUCCUUUCUUUCCUUUUCCCAUAAGUAUCUCCCUUUGAGAUCUUUUCUUGCUUUCUUCUUUUCUUUUUCUAUCUGCGACUGGUCUCGAGACUUGGGUGACAAACAAAUCGAAACUGUCUUCUAUCUUUCUUUCGUCCCGAUCAAACGGGUCCAUCUAUUCCAUUCGAAGAUGAAUCCUCUUUCUCGUAUAUUCGCAAACACGUCUGUUCGGCCCUUAGGCCUGGACAAAACUCUUGUAUUUUUCGCAAACACGUCCGUUCGGACCUUAGGCCUGGACAAAACUCUUGUAUUUUUCACAAACACGUCUGUCCGGCCCUAA
Molecule: messenger RNA, 762 nt
Organism: Acanthosepion pharaonis
Lineage: Eukaryota; Metazoa; Mollusca; Cephalopoda; Sepiida; Sepiidae
Source: the annotation of a GenBank genome assembly